UCCAGGUCCAGCUCCAGCUCCAGCAAGCAUAAACAAGCUCCCUCCUUGCGACUCACCACCAAAUUCCCCCAAACCCUCAUGUCUACUUCUUCAGGAGCGCCAUAAAAUCUCAUCUCCCUCUAAAUAUCUGCCGAAGCAUUGCCCCAAUUACACCCCCUUCCUUUCCCUGUCUUGUCUUGCCCAUUCAUCGUUCACACCAACCCCCGCCAUCGAUUGAACCAUGUCCAAAACAACAAAAUACCUUCUCAUCUCCCUCCCGACCUCCAUCACACCAUCCAGCAAUAAGGACGACGCCCUCGACGCAGUCUCCACGAUCAUUACCCCGGAUAACGGCACCGUGAGCUCGUUUCCCAUCCCCGAGUUCAAGAUCGGGACGCUGGACGCCUUGGUGCAGCAGGCGGAUGAGUUGGCGAAACUUGAGUCGUCGUGUCAGGGGGUCGUGGCAAAGAUUAGCGAUGCAUUGAAUAGUGUUCUUGAGGGGGAUCAGGAGCAGGUUGAGAAGAUGAAGAAUGUUAAUGAUAAGCCUGUCGAUCAGUAUUUAAGGACGUUUUCGUGGAAUAAGGUCAAGUAUCGCGCGGAUAGGUCUUUGGGGGAAUUGAUUGAUCUUUUGGAAAAGGAAGCAGCGAGUAUUGAUAAUGAUGUUCGGUCGAAAUACUCUCAAUACAACCAGGCUAAGAAUACACUGGCGACGCUCAAACGGAAACAGACAGGCAAUCUUUCUACGAAGUCGCUUACGUCCAUUGUCGACCCCCGCGUCCUCGUCCAAGACUCCGAAUACAUCGAGACCCAUCUCGUCGCCAUCCCUGCGCAGCAGGUAAAAGAAUUCCUGAAGACGUACGAGACUAUCUCUCCGAUGGUGGUUCCACGAUCUGCGAAUCUUGUGGCCUCGGACGAUGAGUUCACACUAUACGCGGUGACUACGUUCAAGAAGCACAGCCCAGAGUUCGUUCACAAAUGUCGCGAACAGAAAUGGGUGCCUCGGGACUUCAAAUAUGUCGAGGGAGGCAAAGAGGAGGAGCGGAAAGAGGUUGAGCGUGUCGGUGGGAAUGAGAGAAAGCUGUGGGGAGAAACGCUACGAUUGGGCCGUACAGGCUGGAGCGAGGCUGUCAUGGUCUGGAUCCAUGUGCUGGUGCUCCGGGUGUUUGUUGAGACUGUAUUGAGAUACGGUCUUCCUUUGGACUUUGUCUGCGCUCUUGUCCGGACACCUGGAUCCAAACAAGCAGACAAGGCAAAACGGGCUCUCGACGAGAAAUAUUCAUAUCUCGCGGGGAAUGCCUUUGGGCGUGACAAGAAGGGCCGGGUCAAGAGGGAUGACCCGGGUGAAAUAGCCAUGAGCGGCGAAGGGGCUGGGGCGGAGUACACGCCAUAUGUCUAUUACGAAAUCCAGUUCAGCUAGCAUUCGCUUGCACGUUGAAUUUUGUUUGUGACUUCUUUACUGAUGGAUAUUCAUA
Molecule: messenger RNA, 1451 nt
Organism: Monascus purpureus
Lineage: Eukaryota; Fungi; Ascomycota; Eurotiomycetes; Eurotiales; Aspergillaceae
Source: the annotation of a GenBank genome assembly